Molecule: messenger RNA, 2401 nt
Organism: Silurus meridionalis
Lineage: Eukaryota; Metazoa; Chordata; Actinopteri; Siluriformes; Siluridae
Gene: myoc
Product: myocilin
Exons: 4
Coding region: 262-1662 (466 amino acids)
Biological process (GO): osteoblast differentiation; signal transduction
Cellular component (GO): Golgi apparatus
Source: RefSeq, a predicted model, not a curated record
UCAGAGAAAUUGCCUCCUGAGCACAGAACCAGGAACAAACCAAACUAAAACAAUCUAAUAAAUUUUCCGAUACUAGAUUUAGAAAACUGAGGAAAACCACAGGAGCAGGAGAGAACACGAGGUUUAAGACUAAGAAGUCACUGGCAACAAUUCAGUCAUUUAUUCUGCCUGAACGAGAGCUACUCUACAAGUGGUGUAGAAAUAGAGAUCAGAGGAGCAUCCAGGCAUAAACAAAUCAAAGAAGAAGCAAAGCCAUUCACAAUGCAGUUCCUGAUGAUCAUGUGGAUCUCCAGCCUUCUCCUAGGCACUCAGGCUCAAAACACUGCCAGCUUCUCGAGAGGGAACGACCGCAACAGGCGCUGCCAGUACACCUUCACGGUGGACAGCCCUACAGAGUCCAGCUGCCCCGCCACUGCAUCCAGUGCUGAGAUAGAAUCCCUGAAGUCUCGUCUGGGGCUGGUCGAGGCACUGAUAACCCGCCUAACUGGAGGCGAAACAUCAGUUACUGGAGCUCAGAGUGAACUUCGGACAGCCUACAGCCAGGUAACAGGAGAGAGGGACAGGUUGAAGCAGGAGAAAGCCAGGCUGGCUCAGCAGGUAGAGCAGCUCCAGCAGACAGUGGAGGAACUCAGGCGUGAGGCAGAGAGGCUGAGGAGCAGACCAUGUCCACAGCAGCCACUCUAUGAUAGCAGUCACCAAGCAGGAACAGGCACAUCCCAAUCUCAUUUGGUUUCCAGGCCAAGCAGACCACAAGGAGACCCGAGCAAUCUGAGAGAUCCCUCUUGGUCCUAUAGUAGUCCAGCCUACCAGGAGUUGAAGGCUGAUAUAGCUGAAUUUCCUGCCCCAAGACCAGAGGACCCUGAAGACAGUAAAGGCUGUGGUGAGCUGGUGUGGGUGGGAGAGCCCGUGAGCCACCGUAAGGCAGACAGCAUCGCUGGUAGGUAUGGCGUGUGGAUGCAGGAUGCAGAAGCAGCGGGUCCUUACGGCUCCAAUAUGUUGUGGCGAAUCGACUCAGUCGGCACAGAGGUGCGCCAGCUCUAUGGCUACGAGGACAUGGAUCAGCUUUCACGUGGCUUUCCGGCAAAAGUGCUGCUCUUGCCUGAGGCGGUGGAAAGCACGGGGGCGGCCAUGUACCGCGGGUCACUCUACUACCAGCGACGCCGCAGCCGUACGCUCAUUCGCUUUGAGCUAGGAUCGGAGAGUGUUGCGGCCCGCAGGGAACUCCCGCAUGCCGGCUUCCACGGUCAGUAUCCGUACUCAUGGGGUGGCUACACGGACAUCGACUUCGCUGUGGACGAGAGCGGCUUAUGGGUCAUCUACAGCACCAACAAGGCUAAAGGCGCCAUAGUGAUCUCCCAGCUGGAUCCUCACACCCUGGAGGUGAAGAAGAGUUGGGAGACCAACAUUCGCAAAUCAACGGUGGCCAACGCCUUCAUGAUCUGCGGCAGGCUGUACACAGUGGCCAGCUAUGCCUCGCCCAACACCACAGUCAACUACAGCUUCGACACGGCAACUAGCCAAAGCAAGGCCGUCGCAAUCCCUUUCCAAAACCGGUACCGUUACAACAGCAUGAUCGACUACACCCCAUCCCAGAGGAAACUCUUCGCCUGGGAUAACUACUAUAUGGUGUCUUAUGACAUCCGGCUGGGAAAGCAACAGUGAAGGGGGUUUGGGUCUUAGGUUAGAUAUAGUAGUGUUAAAGAGGGAAGCAGAGUGGAGACUGCAAACAAUAUGGUUACGCUGGCUUUGCGACUUAUCACAUACUUACAGUUUGAAAUGAUCACAGAUGUAAGCACAUCAGCAAACGUUUCAUAAAUCUGUACUCCAGCUGAGACCUCAGGCACAUAUCAGGCCUUUACCAAUACUAUCAGGAUCACAGAUAAUUAUGCAGCCUAGUGGGAAAACACACCAACAGAAACACAGGCAGCCAGUCACCCGAAACGUGUUAAACGUGCUAAACCCGACGUGUUACAGUCAUUACAUGCAUUUUUAGAAGAAUAUUCCAUGACUAAGAAAUUAUUUACUUUUUUGUAUAAAAAAAAAAAAAAGUCUAACUACCAAACCGUCUUGUUUGAUAAAGUCUUGUGGCACGGCCCACUUUGUGUUAAUAGAGAAAUUAUUUUUCUACGUUUUGUAAGUGACGUUUGUUUGUUUGUUCGUAUGUAUACAGCACUAAAGGAAGUUUUAAAAGAGAUCCAACACAUGCCAAAGUUACUGCUUGUACAUAAAACUACACAACACUGUCCUACAGAAAAUACAUAACUCCCUCGGUCUCGCUUUAGCUAGUCAGAAUCAGUACGUUUUAAUCACCCAGUACAGCAUGGUAACGAUUUUAUAGCUAUUCCUGAAAUUAACUUAUGUACAAACUCAAUGUUUGAAUAAAAGGUUAUUCUAUAAUGAA